Molecule: messenger RNA, 1950 nt
Organism: Jatropha curcas
Lineage: Eukaryota; Viridiplantae; Streptophyta; Magnoliopsida; Malpighiales; Euphorbiaceae
Product: Zinc finger C-x8-C-x5-C-x3-H type family protein
Molecular function (GO): metal ion binding
Source: RefSeq, a predicted model, not a curated record
GGCGAUUUCGAUUCCAAAAACCUGAUUUUGGCGACCCCUGCACCAGCGAGCCGAACUGUCUAUAUGCGCUCUUUAGAUUAUAGCAAAUCCACCCAUCUCGCAUUGCCCGCGCUGUAUCGACCUCAGUCUCAGUUUCAGUUUCAACGAUCCAGAAUUGAAGACUCUGUCUUUUCAGUGCUAGGGUUAACAGUAUCUCCAGGGAUUUCUUUCUUUCCUUUCUCUAGGAAUAUUUCCUAUUUGUGCUUGAAUCGGAAUGGGAAUUGGUUUCUUCUCAUAUUAUUUAUAUUCAGACCCUCUUUGAAGAUUUAUUUUAUUUUAUAUAUUCGGUUUGAGAAAAAUGGUGGAAAGGAAGCCCUUCAAGACUAAGUUAUGUGUAUUGUAUCAGAAGGGUCACUGUCCGCGUCAGAAUUGCUCCUUUGCGCAUGGAAAUGCUGAGCUUCGGCAAUUUUCUGGUUCUUAUAAUGGUAAGCGGGACCAACGAGGGGGUGACUUGAGGGAUAAGCUUGACAAGAGGUUUUCUCCACUGCAUAGGUAUUCUCCAGGAAGAGAUACAAGAGAUCGGCGCACAUUUCGUGGAUCUAGCCCUUCCAGGUCACUUGAGGAGAACGGUGAGAGAAAACGCAGGAAAAAACAGCAUGUCGAUGGCCACAAUGAUUUUUCUGGAAGUCCAAAAAGCUCAGAUGUGGCAGAAGAUUGGGCUAAAAGAAGAAAAAGCAAACCAACUGAUUCUAGAAUUGUUCUUAAGGAGCAGCUAAUAGAGUUGCAUUCAGAGAUCGACAUGCUUGAUCAACGAAAAUCCCAAUUAAGGACAAUAGUGGAUGAGAGAGUUGAAGAAGCAGAUAUUCUUACUUCCAGAAUUCAGGAGCUUGAUUCUCAAUUGGCCAAAGAGAAAGAGGAAUAUAAGAGAACCAUUUCAAAAAUUAAGAAGUUUGUCAAAGCACACAAGCGCUAUGUGCGGGUUCAGGAGGAACUAAAAAGGUCACAAGUUCGACUUCAGAAGUUGGGGGAUCAGCUUGGCUCUGGCUCUGCGACAGCUGGUGGUAAUGAAGAUGAUUCAAGCAUCAAUAUUGUUAGUGAUGGAGAGGCUCCUGGUUAUCAUGCUACCAGCCUGCAGAACGAGGUGCAGAAUAAUUCUUCUCCUGGCAAGAAAGGCCUGCGUGUUAAACAUGAUACUGCAGAGGAAGUGGCAAAAGCAAAUUUGAAUGGUGGAGGAUAUCACACUGCGACUAACGGAGUGGGAAAGCUUUCUCAAUUGAGCGCGCACCAUGGACAGUUGAAUGUUAACAAAGACUUUGGAAAGGUCGACAAUGGGAGUAAUUCUCAUCAGCCUAUCGGACAUGAAAGCAAACAAAAGAAAGGAAAGAGUUUUUCUGCAAGCAUCUCCUCUGCAGAGAAGCAAAAGGGUUCAGGGUUGGGGCCUCUGGCACCAUCAACGAGCAUGGCUGCUCAUGCAAUUGAUGAAUUAGUUGAGAUUGAAGUGGAGGAGAAUAUUGAGGUGGUCGAAACUAUUUCAACAGAAAUUGAUAAAGGAGCCACUACAUAUGGGGUCAGAAGGUUGCCAGUUCUGCUUCCUCCUCCUCCUCCUCCUCCAGUCCCUCGAAAUGCUUAUUUACAGUACAAGGGCAAAGACAAGGAUGUGGAUGUGGGAGGGCUGGAGGAGGAGAUGGUGGAUGUUGACAUUGUUUAAUAUCACAAAAUGGUAAAUGAUUAUAGUGUUUUUAUAUAUCUUUUGGUACACUGGAAUCAGGGAUUGUUAAGCUUCAUGUGCAUAGUUCUGGGUUAUGAUGAGGGACAAGAAUUCUGUGAUGGUCUGUGUGUGUGUUCUCUUUUUUCCCUACAAGGACUGGAUUCUUUAUAUGCACAUUACUAACUUAGGACGUCUCUAAUUAGUUUGUCUAAACUAUUUUUGUAUUUUAAUUAUAAGUAAACAAGUCAAUCUUAUUUUCUUAA